Messenger RNA from Papilio machaon (common yellow swallowtail), 944 nucleotides. RefSeq names its product 1-acyl-sn-glycerol-3-phosphate acyltransferase alpha. Gene Ontology annotation, cellular component: endoplasmic reticulum; membrane. Gene Ontology annotation, biological process: phosphatidic acid biosynthetic process. Gene Ontology annotation, molecular function: 1-acylglycerol-3-phosphate O-acyltransferase activity. The transcript is spliced from 5 exons. Lineage: Eukaryota; Metazoa; Arthropoda; Insecta; Lepidoptera; Papilionidae. The record is from RefSeq and is a predicted model, not a curated record. The coding region runs from base 35 to 889 and encodes 284 amino acids.
GCAUCCAUAGUUCUUAGUGAAAUUUUCAAUAAUAAUGUGGGAGAAAAUUCUAUUUUAUGUUUCAAUGUGUGUUUUAACAUUCUCCUUUCUUUCUAAAAAGAUUUCCUACACUGAAACUAGUAAAUUUAGUUUUUAUCUAAAAUUUUUCUUAUACUACUUCUUAUGCAGUUUACUCGCGUUUGUUAUUUGGCCUUUAUUUUUAUUCAGACCUAGGAAUGUAAAAAAUAGCAGAUUAGCAGCCAGUAUUUUAAAACACAUAACCAAAUUAUAUGAUUUAAAAUGGGAGCUACGUGGUGCUGACAUAUUGAGUAAAGAUCGAGGAGCGGUGAUUGUAUCAAAUCAUCAAUCCUCACUGGAUAUUUUGGGUAUGUUCAACAUUUGGGAAGUAGCUGAUAAAUUAACAGCAGUCGCUAAAAGAGAGGUUAUGUACGUUUUUCCUUUCGGAUUCGCUGCAUACCUCGCAGGCCUAAUUUACAUAGACAGAAAUAACCCGAAACGAGCAAGAGAGCAACUUAAUAUGACGACAGAUGUAAUGGUCAAAGAGAAGACAAAAAUCUGGCUAUUUCCUGAAGGGACACGAAAUAAGGAUUACAGAAGUUUAUUGCCUUUCAAGAAAGGAGCAUUCCAUAUGGCCGUCGCAGCACAAGUUCCCAUCAUACCCGUCGUCUUUUCACCUUAUUAUUUUAUAAAUAACAAACAAGGAAUCUUCAAUAAAGGCCAUGUUAUAAUUCAGUGUCUUGAACCAAUAUCUACAAAAGGAUUAGGUCCAGAAGACAUUGACGGUCUUGUAACACGAGUGCGCGACGCAAUGUCGACUGUCUACAAAGAACUGACUAAAGAAGUAAUAACGAAUUUACCAUCGGAUUACCCACAUACGACAGUAGGAUAAAUAUAAUAUAUAAACUGUGAUUUUAUUUAUUUGUACCUGUAUUGUGUUUACUAUU